This is a messenger RNA of Grosmannia clavigera kw1407, 2985 nucleotides long. Its product is annotated as protein kinase. NCBI's taxonomy places the organism in Eukaryota, Fungi, Ascomycota, Sordariomycetes, Ophiostomatales, Ophiostomataceae. Gene Ontology annotation, biological process: protein phosphorylation. The record is from RefSeq and is a predicted model, not a curated record. The transcript has 2 exons. Gene Ontology annotation, molecular function: ATP binding; protein kinase activity. The coding region runs from base 1 to 2985 and encodes 994 amino acids.
AUGUUUUCGUCCGCGCUCAAGUCGAUCUCGUCGACCAACAUCAACAGCCACUACAGCCUGGCCGCCACCCCGACCUGCACGGCCGGCCCGUGGAAGGUGUACGAUGCCCGGCACCGGUCGAGCGGCAAGGCCUGCUCGGUCUUUGUCUUUGACCGCAAGGUGCUGGACGCGCACGGCAGCAGCAGCAGCAGCGGCGGCGGCCUGGGAAAGCGAGCGGGGGCGGCGGCGUUCCGGCGGGCAGCCGACGAGGUGGUGGCCCGGCUGAAGCGUGAGGCAUCGGCACUGGCCCGGCUGCGCCACCCGAGCGUGCUGGAGCUGGUCGAGCCGGUCGAAGAGACUCGCGGCGGCGGCCUGCAGUUUGCCACAGAAGCCGUGACGGCAUCGCUGGCGAGCCUGUUGGCAGAGGGCGAUGUCGAGAUGGCGACAGACAGCCCGCGGACCCGACGACGUCGUCGCGACGAGAUGGACGUGCUCGAGAUCCAAAAAGGCCUGUUGCAGCUCGGAAAGGCCCUCGAGUUUCUGCAUGAAAAAGCUGGCCUCGUGCACGGAAACUUGACCCCCGACGCUGUCCUUGUCAAUGCCAAGUCCGACUGGAAGCUCAGCGGUCUCGGCUUCAGUGUUGGGGCUACCAGCAGCACCGCCGCUGUCGCUGACAUGUUUUGUUUUGGUGGUGAUCUCCGGCUUCCACCUUCUGUGCUCGCCAGCCUCGACUAUGCUGCUCCUGACGUCGUCAUUGACGGUCAGCUCGGCCCGGCUGCCGACAUGUUCGCUCUCGGCCUCCUCUGUGUCGCCCUCUACGACGACCCUCAUCGUUCGCCGCUCGCUGCUGCUGUCACUAGCAACAACACCAACAGCGUCGCCGCGUAUCGCCGUCUCUUCGCCUCGCCUUCUUCCACUCCUUCGCCAGCCAACAACUUUCUCGCUGCUCGCCCUCUUCCUCGCGAUCUCGUCGCCCAUGUGUUGCCUCGGCUCAUCGCCCGUCGUCCUGCCCAGCGCAUGACUGCCCGCGAGUUUCAGACCAGCGAGUACUUUGACAACAUCCUCGUCUCCACCAUCCGCUUUCUCGACGCCUUUCCUGCCAAGACCCACGGCGAAAAGACUCAGUUCCUGCGUGGCCUUCGCAAGGUCCUGCCCUCUUUUCCCCGCUCCGUCGUCGAGCGUAAGCUGCUGCCCGCUCUGCUCGACGAGCUCAAGGACCGCGAACUCGCACCCGCCAUCCUGCACAACAUCUUCGCCAUGGUCGACCUGCUACCGUCUGCUCGUCGCGCCGUCUCUGAUCGUGUCUUGCCUGGGCUCAAGGUCCUCUUCCUCGGCGCUGCUGCUGCCGGCACUCCGGCUGCUGCUGGUCCUGCUGGCUCUGUCCCCACCAUUUCUGGUACUGCUGCUGCUGCUGCUGCCGCUGCUGCUGCCAAUGCUAAGCAGCCCGAACGUGAUCCUGCCCGGGAUGCCGCCUUGAUGGUUGUCCUCGAGCAUCUGUCCACUCUAGCCGCCAACACCACCGGCAAGGACUUCAAAGAUGACGUUAUCCCCAUCGUGGCCACUGCCCUCGAGUCGCCUGCGCCGUCUGUCGUCGAUGCUGCCCUGCGCAGCAUUCCCGUCAUGCUGCCUGUCCUCGACUUUAGCACCGUCAAGCACGAGCUCUUCCCCGUCGUCGGCGCCAUCUUCACCAAGACCAGCAGCCUUGCCAUCAAGGUCCGCGGCCUGCAAGCCUUUGCCAUCCUCUGUGGUGGUCGUCCUGACGGUGAUCCCGAUGCUGACGACGGCUUGAAUGGCGCCCACUCAUCCGCCCCUUCCACCGCCCUCGACAAGUACACCAUGCAGGAGAAGAUCGUCCCGCUCGUCAAGGCCAUUCGCACCAAGGAGCCCGCCGUCAUGGUCGAGGCCCUGCGCGUUCUGCGUGUCGUCGGCCGCGCCGCCGACGCCGACUUUGUCGCCCUCGAGAUCCUGCCCAUCCUCUGGACCAUGGCCCUGGGGCCGCUGCUCAACCUGCAGCAGUUUCAAGCCUUCAUGAAGCUGAUCCGCUCGCUGUCCGCCCGCGUCGAGGACGAACAGUCCCGCAAACUGCAGGACCUGUCGACCGGCUCCGGCCAUGAUGGCGGCCUCGAUUCCAUCUCCCGCAACGGCACCCCCUCACUGAUGGAUGAUCUGUCUGCCCUCGGUGUCACCGACAACAAAUUGUCUGCCUGGGAUGGCGCCGGCGAGACCGAGGACGACUUUGAACGCCUGGUCAAGGGACGGGCCACCGCCAGCAGCAGCACCACUGCUGCCACCAGCGGCAUCCUCGAGGGCACCUGGGCUGGCUCUUCAACUUCACCACCGCUGCGCUCGCCCCGCGGCUUGCCUGCUUCUCGGCUGAGCUCGUCGUCGUCUGCUACCGCCACCGCGUCGGCUGCUGCUGCUGCUGCUGCUGUCGUCACGCCCUCCUUCUCUUGGUCCACGCCCAGCAGCACCGCUGCCUCCAUGCCCGCAGCCCGUCCACCCGCUCCGUCCGAUCUCGGUGGCUUUCCCUCCAUGACCCCGUCGUCCACACAGUUCUCCCAGGCGCUGCCGGCACGGCCAAUGAUGGCCAACCGCAACAGCAGCAGCGGCAGUAGCUGGACCACCCCCAACAACAACGGACCAGCAUCGUCAGCCUUUUCGCUGCCGCCACCACCCGCCUUUAGCCUGGCGCCACCGCCAGGCGGCAGCAGCAGCAGUUUUGGCAAUGGCAUGGCCAGCAUGACAGCGCUCUCGGCAACACCGGCUGCUUCCUCAAUGGCAGCUCCCAACUACAACCGAGCGAGCCUCGGGUUGGCACCGUCGGCCAGCAGUGGUGCAGGAGCUGUAGGCAUGAUGGGGUCAAACAUGAAUAUGGGUAUGAACAUGAGCAUGGGAAUGGGCAUGAUGAGCCUGAAUUCAAACAAUGACAACAACAACAAUAAUGGUGCAAUGAUGUCGGCGCUGCCCGGCAAGACAGGACUGGACAAGUACGAAAGCUUGCUAUAG